Molecule: messenger RNA, 6406 nt
Organism: Pantherophis guttatus
Lineage: Eukaryota; Metazoa; Chordata; Lepidosauria; Squamata; Colubridae
Source: RefSeq, a predicted model, not a curated record
GCAUCCUUAGAGAGGCAAAGGAGCAGGUUUAUGUCUAGUCCGGAACCUGGAAACAGGCACCCCUCAGCAGCAACCUCCCGCAUACUUGGGACAUGUUUCCCGGCCAAGUCCCCCAAGUGGCUUUGCUCCGUUUGCAUUGCUCUCCCUCCACUGCUGCUCAGGGCCACCUCGUGCCUCAGAACAGACAAAAAGGAAAAGAGGUGCUUCUCCUCGGAUCUGCCCCCUCCCCAAGAGCUCCCUUGUCAAGAUAACGGGUUUCAUUGUGGCUGAAGCAGCAGCCAAGCCCCUUCUGCCAUAAGGGCCUCCUCUGCCUUCCUGGGCUGAGCUAGACUACCAAGUAUAGUAGCUUGCCUGCCCCCUUAAUUGGUGGGGGAAAAGGAGAAAUUACUAGACUAGCCUGCUUUCUCAGAAGGGUUGGGGUCUGUCUGUCUCUCUCUCCCUCCCCCUCCCUGCCUCCAAUUUGGCUCUUGAAAUUAAGAACCCCUGAACCCAGCUCUUGAUCCCAGAGCUCAUAGCCUCAGUCUAAAACCUAGGAAGAGGGGUAGGGAAGCACAGGAGAGGCGCUCGCGUUUUCCAAUCAAGACAACUUAAAAUCUACAAUGCCGCUUUUUAGGAAUGCUGCGCCAAAACAUUUUUCUUGAGGGGGGAGGAAAACCACCCUUAGUGCAGGGCCGUCCACAGCAGAGGCGCCAUCCACGGGGCCAGAGGUUGGGUGGGUUUCCUGCCGCUGACGUUGGCUCGCUGCCACCUGACAGGCGAAGUAGGGGCGAUGGGCCCUCUAUCGCGAGGGCCUCCUGGAAGGGAUCUUGCCACUCCCACUCCCCCUCGGCGCGCUCCCCGGGGACAAUUAUUAAACUCUGCUCGCCCCACUGGAAUCGAGCAGCGAACGGCGAGGGUCCCGACCAAGGCAGGGAGCGGCGGCAUUCGGGGCAGAGAAUUCGGCUAGUGCGAGGCGCUUCGGGGAAGAGCCAGGGAGAGUUCUGACGCCGCCGUCUCCCGUGCGCUCUCCGCCCUCCCCGCGCGCGUCAGUCCACCCGCCGCCGCCGCCCUGGCCGCUUAGGCCCGGUGGCGUUCCGGGAAGAUUCGCCAACCCUCCACCCCACGCCCCGCGCCGCCAUCCUGUCCGAAGUGCCGCCGCGAGCGAAGGCCGAGCAAGGAGCGGCCAAAGGCGGGCAUCCCACGCCCUGUCGCAACCUCGCCGCCGUCCCAGUAGAGCCGCAGCGGCGGGAGCGAGUGCCAGAGCGCUGCGGUCCCCGGAGCCCCUCCCGACCAAAAGAGAAAAAAGGACUUCUCUCCUUGAAACAGCCUUAAUGUGAGAGCAUCGAGCGGCGGCAGAACUGGGCUGCCGGGAAGGCGGGCAGCAGGGAGAUUUACCGCAGGCCUUCUUUCUUGCAGCGCAAUUUAGCAGGCGCCGCCAUCGCCAAUGACAAACGAAGGAAGCAGCAGCAGCAGAAGCAGCAGCAGCGAGCAGGCCAGAGCAAGCUGUCCCUGCUCUUGGCUGCUGGAUGCCGACAGAGGGCCAUCUGAGGAUAAGCUGUUGGCAGGUGACCAGAUUUUGGCCAUAAAUCAUGAAGAUGUAAGUGACGCCCCCAGAGAGAGAGUUAUAGAACUUGUCAGAGGCGCCAAGGAGGCCCUGGUCCUUACGGUGCUACAGACUCAUCAGUCCCCCAAAUCAGCCUUUAUCAGUGCGGCCAAAAAAGCAAAACUGCGGUCCAAUCCAGUGAAAGUUCGCUUUUCGGAACACGUCACCAUUGGCGAGACGGAUCCCGACAUGCUGAAGAAGGAAGCUCUUCUCCUGAUUCCAAAUGUGCUGAAGGUUUUCCUUGAGAACGGACAGAUCAAGUCUUUCACCUUUGAUGGCCGAACCACUGUCAAGGAUGUGAUGAUGACCCUGCAGGAUCGACUGUCCCUGAGGCAGAUCGAGCAUUUCUCCCUGGUCCUGGAAUACUCCAGCCCUGAACAGAGUCACAAGUUCCUCCUUCUGCAGGACAAACAGCCCCUGGCCCACGUGGUGCAGAGGACACACUACCAAGGAAUGCGAUGCCUCUUCCGAGUCAGCUUCUUUCCCAAAGACCCCGUGGAGCUGCUGCGAAGGGAUCCGGCAGCCUUUGAGUACCUGUAUAUCCAGAGCCGCAACGAUGUGAUCAGGGAGCGAUUUGGAAUGGAGCCCAAGCCAGAAAUGCUGCUUGGCCUGACAGCCCUGCAUAUUUACAUCACGGUUUCAGCCACACGGCCAAGCCAGAAAGUCUCUCUCAAAAACGUGGAGAAGGAAUGGGGCCUGGAGCCUUUCCUGCCCCCCUCGCUGUUGCAAGGCAUCAAAGACAAGAGCCUUCGGAAGGCACUGUCUCAGCAGCUGAAGGCCCAUCAGAACCAGCCCCCCUGGGGCACCAAGAUCACCACCACCCAAGCGAAGCUCCACUACCUGCGCAUCCUGAACGAGCUACCAACCUUUGCAGGCGUCCUGUUCAGCACUGUGGGACUGGAUGAGAAACAGCCAGCCACCACCCUCCUGGUGGGGCCUCGCCACGGCAUCAGCCACGUCAUUGAUCUGAAGACAAACCUCACCACCGUGCUGUCCGAGUUCAGCAAAGUCAGCAAGAUCCAGCUCUUCAGGGAGAACCAGGGGGUGGCCCGGGUGGAAACAAGCAUCCUAGACACCAAGCCUUUGGUGCUUCUAAUGGAAUGGCCAGAGGCCACCAACUUCACCUGCCUCAUCGCUGGUUACUGCCGCCUUCUGAUGGACUCCAAGCGGAUGAUCCUUUCCCGACACACCAGUCAGCCACCACCGCUUCCACUGACCAAGGCAGACAGCAGCCCGUUCUUCGGCCAUCAACCUCCGGCACCAGCAGGGCACCUGGCUAAGAAGGAGAGCAGGCUCCUGGGAGGCUCUCUCCCUAGCCCCGGAGGGGGCAGCCCCCCAGAUCCCCUGGGCUCGGAGCUCCUCAGCUUUUGCUACCUGCACCUGCGGGAGCACAAGAAGGAGCGCAAGAGCGGGACUGACGUCAAUGAAAACCUGAUCCUCUUUGAGGAAUCCCGGCCCCGGACCAAAUCGGAUCCCACCUCAGAGAGCUCCGGGCGAGACUGCCAUGGGGCUGCCCAGGACUGUGAGCCCCACGGCCCAGACCAGGAGCACUGGGCCAACAGAGCCAGGGCGUACACCCUGGACAGCCAGCAGGGCAGCCAGCCCCAGCAGCUGUACUGUGACUCUUGCAAGGCCAAAGUCAAGCGCCAGCAACCGACCCCCCACCGAAGCAGCAAUCCCGGCCCCACACAAGACAACAUGGUGGACCUGACCUCCCUCCCCCCUCCAGGGAGCGAUGAAGAGGAUGAUGAAACCACAUCCCUUCUCCCCAUUGCCGCACCGCCUCCUGGCUUCCAAGACAACAGCUCUGAUGAGGACGAUUCUAAACGCCGGGUGGCAGCUGCCGCCAUCGCCAUGGCAAAAGGGCAGGAGCCAGGACGCCAGCUCUGCGGCCUCCUGUACGAGGAAAUCCCUGUGACGCUCAUAGAUAGCAUGCAAACACGGACUGUUCGAGAUCACGCCCAGGACCUAGACGAUGCUCUGGUUUCCACACUGCAGGCCCUGGAAGCGCUGGCAGCCUCAGAAGAUGGUGUGCACCCUCAGCCGCAGCAGACGGCAGGCCUCAUCGUUCUGGCUGCCAUCACCCCAGAGUCAUCGAUGGAUUCUGGCCAAGAAACCAACUCCUCCGAGAUCCCCCACGUCCCCGAGAUUCUCGCAGCUGUGCAGCAACGUCAGAAUGCUGCCUUCUUCCUGACUCAGCAGCUCAGCAAGGAAGCCCUCUUGGCCCGGAAGGACCUUCCUUUCCGCAUCCAGGCUGGUGGCACCAAAGGGCCGCCUUGGUAUCGAGAGCCAGACCAGACCUCCAAUGCCAACUGCGCUACAAACAAGCAAGAAACACAGAAAGGCUGCGCCCAGUCCUCGCCCUCUCAGCAGUUCAAUGAGCCCAAUGCCAAAGGGGCAGUGCCGGAGCCGAAAGGUUCCUUCCUCUGUGAGGCAGCUGCAGCCCCCCACACCAUGGCCAUCCCUGCCCUGGGAAACAGCCACCCGGAGAGUGGGCGGCAGGACCAGAGAGCAGCUCCUGUCCUCGUCACAUCAAGUCUGCAGACAGUCGGCCACAAAGCCUCCCUUUCUGCAGCACCCUCACCAACUGAAGGCAGUGCUCCCCCCUGGGGUCCUGACCACAGGCUGCUGUCUAGUCCCCAGCCCUGCUCUGUGGACCGGCUCCCCCACAGCCUUCCCUGCUCUCAAAAGCAGCCAAGCGGUGAAGUCUGCCAGCAGAACCCAGGACCCCCGGGCAGCCCCGCAGAGGCGGUUCCCCCUCCCCUGCUAGCAGCAGAAGAGAAGCAGGUGCUCCAGAGCUGCCAGCCAAAGGAAAGGACAGAGGGGGCAGGGCAGCUGGGGGAAGAGGAAGAGGGUGGCAGGCCACCUGGCCAGAGGGAGACGCUCAUCAGCCAGGAGGAAAAGGGACAGCAUGAAAUGGGUGCCAACAGCCACAGUGCCCUGAGGCCUCCACCCUGCAAGAGCCCACAGACCUUCAGUAGUCCCGGAGGGGAGAUUCUGAAGGGGAAGCCCCCCCCAGGUCCUCAGACUGAAAGCCUGCCCUCCACUUCCAUGCUUUUAAAAAGGUCUGAAAAGGUGCUGGCCAUUACACCACCAGACUCGGAUCUCCCGGCUAAGCCUAAAGUACCCAAAGCAUCGUUCCGGUUCAAGAACCUCAUUUCUGCCACUUUCCCAACACGACUCAAGAGAGAGACCGAUGAGCGGCAGGCUCAGCUGCAGAAAGUGAGGCAGUACGAGCUUGAAUUCCUGGAAGAGCUGCUGAAGCCAAAGACCAGGAGAGACCCUGUGUCUCCAGACCGUCUGGACCCCUCGGCUACAGGGCGCUGCGCCUGCCAGGUCCGGACCAGCCCUGUGCAGACUGUGCCAGGGAUGUCCAGGGAACAGAGGCGGAGUUGUGACUGCAAGCGGCUCAGCCGUGGCACCAGGCCCCUGCCCGGCCAGUCCACAGCAUCAGGCCUGGAGAGGCAGAGCAGGGGCAGAGAGCCGCAGCAGGCAGAAGGGCCAAGAAAGUCCUCCACCGGAGCCCCUCUCAAGGGCAGCCGGAUCAGGUCCACGAGCCUGGAGUCGAGGGAUUGCAGGUCUGACCUUGAAAACAGCCUGUCGUGCCUGACCACGUGUGCCUCUCCUGGGGAGUGCGUAGGAGCAUCCCAUUACAAAAAGUUGAUGCGGCGCUACAGCGUCAGCGAAGUUGAAAAGAUGGAGCAAACAUCCCCAAGUUCUCCAGGCUAUCUGAGCCAUUACCUGUGCAAGCAGAGGGAGGCCACUAGCCAGGUAAUGCAGGACCCCCACCCCACAACGGCAGAACCCUCUUAUGUUCAAGUGACUGAGAAGAGCCAGAAAGGCGGUGCUAUGCUUCCUUUUCAGGAGGACAUCUAUCCGAGCCCUCACAAACUGCCAGAGGAGGAUGGAGACGGGGAGAGGUGCUGCUCCUUCCGGUACUGCUUCUACUACAGGAAGUGUGACAUGACCGAUGAUGGGAGUGAAAAGGAUGAGCUUUCUUACGCCAUUCCCAUGCCAAUCCUCCCAGAAGGGAAGAUCGGCCACCAGCCAAUCCCAGUGGUCAGCAGAACUCUCCAAGUUCUGGAUGCCAGCGUCUGUAGCACUCCAGACAACCAGACCCAGGAGAUAGACCUGCGGACCUCCUCCUUUGAGGGCAGUUUGGCCAAAAUCCACGCCCUGAAGGGCCGCACCUACACCUGGCCCAACGGGUUCCUGGCUGUGCAGCUGGACACCAGUGAACUCUUGACAAUCCUUCGGCAGUGUAUCGUGAGCCCUGAGGCCCAGGAAGGCAAGUCAUAUCUCCCUCAGUUGACCGAGUACAAGCAAGAAUUGGCCCUUAAGUUCAAGGACUUCCGGGCCUCCUGCCGCAGAGUUGCUGCGGUCAACAAGAGCCCAACCCGCAUGCUGUCGGCAGUGAGCAGCAGCUUCCAAGUCCUGGGAAGCUUGAUUGAGACCUUUGUGCGGCUGGUGAACGUGGUGCGCUCGGGGUCUCAGCGCCAGGCGCUCUUGGCCAAAGUUGAAGAGAUUGUAAGGAACUACACCUUCUUGCUGAGAGCUGCUGAGGAAUCCACCGCCCGAACCGGCCACCGAGGGGAUCAGGAAGCUGAGCAGCUGAGCCACCAAUCGGCGGCCUCCGUGGUGAACACUCUCACACGGUCCUUGAAGACACUGAUGAACAAGUAAAUCAGUGUCUGUCGCCGGAGCCCGCCGCCUGCCCAGUCUAGACCAAGUGCCUGAAUGCCUGUAGGGCUACGAGCCGCUGGGAGAACGAGGAGGGCGUGGCCGGUUGUCUCCGGCCUGCAACGCCUCAUUUGCCCCGCGAGC